AUGGCAAAAAGUCCCAAAGGAGAGAAAAAAAAAGAAUGUUCGUCGAGUAGCAAAUUGUUCACCAAUUUGCGAAAAGUCACUCCUCAAUCGCAAGGUUUCAUCAUGUUCACAUUGUCCUCAUCUCUCAUACUGGUCGGAGAUCAAGCUGCUCGAACCGACUCCGUCUCUGGACAAAGUCCUCUUCGUGCAGUCGGCUGCAGCAACGUUUCCUCAUUUCUCACGUCUCGCAUCAUCAUGAUUGGUCAUAAAGCCAAAGGCUCCAGGACCUUCAUAGCGCCCAGCAAUCCCAUCGUCUAUCCGGUAGACGAGCGGUUCACCGGUCACGUCUCAUGA
Molecule: messenger RNA, 333 nt
Organism: Penicillium oxalicum
Lineage: Eukaryota; Fungi; Ascomycota; Eurotiomycetes; Eurotiales; Aspergillaceae
Exons: 1
Coding region: 1-333 (110 amino acids)
Source: RefSeq, a predicted model, not a curated record